Pseudozyma flocculosa PF-1 is the source of this 3369-nucleotide messenger RNA. RefSeq lists its product as uncharacterized. Gene Ontology annotation, molecular function: small GTPase binding. Gene Ontology annotation, cellular component: cytosol; nuclear envelope. The coding region runs from base 1 to 3369 and encodes 1122 amino acids. NCBI's taxonomy places the organism in Eukaryota, Fungi, Basidiomycota, Ustilaginomycetes, Ustilaginales, Ustilaginaceae. The record is from RefSeq and is a predicted model, not a curated record. Gene Ontology annotation, biological process: protein import into nucleus. The transcript has a single exon.
AUGGCCGAGCACCAACUCGCGGCGCUCCUCGAGGCCACCCUCUCGCCGGACAAUGCCACGCGCUCCGAGGCCGAGCGGGAGCUGUCGGCCAUCCAAGGUCCCGACAGCGACGCUCAGGGCAAUGUCGGUCUCGCUCUGGUCAACCUCUUGCUCGACGCCUCCCUUGCACUCCAUCUGCGCCAGUCGGCCGGCAUCGCCCUGCGCAAGUUCAUCACCCGGCGCUGGUCGCCCUAUUUUGACCCCUUUGCCGGCUCGCCCGCCGUCGAUGCCGCCGUCAAGGACCAGAUACGCCAGCGCCUGCUCCAGGGUCUCGCCGAUCCGCAGAGAAAGGUGCGACUCGCCACGUCCUACGCCAUCUCGACCAUCGCCGGGCCCGACUACCCGGACCAGUACCCGCAGCUGCUGCCAUGCCUCCAGCAUCUGCUCCAGCAGGACGAUCCUCACGCCAUCCACGGCGCCAUGACGCUGCUCUGCGACUUUGUCAAGGUGGAGAUGGACGAGGUGCAGCUGAUGCAGGUCGCCAGGGAGGUGCUGCCCACCCUCGAGGAGCUCCUCGCCGACGAGCAGCGCCACACGCCGCAUAUCCGCGCACGCUGCAUCCUCGUCUUCCGCCAGUGCCUCACCACGCUGUUCAUGGUCCGGGAGAGCUUUCCGGACGUCGCCAAGCAGGCCUCCAACGAGCUUCUGCCCCGCUGGCUCAGCGCCAUGGAGUCGCUCCUCGCCAAGGACGCCGCAGCCGAGCUCCAGUCCGGCGGCGAACGCGGCUGGGAGACUCUCUCGCUUCGCAACGAGAUCUUCAAGACGCUCAAGGUGGCCGCCAUGUUCCGCUCGCAGUUCAAGUCGCACGUCGACGGCCUGAUCCGGCUCUCGCUGGCCAACCUCUCGUCGCUGCUGCCCGUCUUUACCCGCGUCUACCUCUCCUCGUCGUCGGACGUCACGCCGCCAGCAGGCGAGGAGGGCGACGACGAUGUCGCGGCCGACCUCCCCUCGCUGGCCUGCUCGAUCCUCGACUUUAUCGCCGAGGCCUCGCGUGGCGACCGAUGCCGCGCCGUCUUCCUCUCUGGAGGCACCGGCGGCGAUGGCGCCGAGACCGAGGCCCUCUCCCAGCUCGUCGCCCUCCUCCUCGUCUACGUCGACAUGACCACCGACGACGAGGACAACUGGGCCAACGACGCCAACGCAUUCAUCGCCGACGAAGACGACGAGACGCUCGCAUACAGCCUCCGAAUCGCCACCGCCGACCUGCUCGGCACGCUCAUCGAGGACUAUCCGGGUCCGGCACUGCGAUGCCUUGGGCGCGAGGUCGAGCGGAGGGUGCAGCAGGGCAGCGCGAGCAAGGCGCGCGGCGAGGAAGAGUGGUGGAAGGCACCAGAGGGCGUGCUGACGGCCAUCGGCAACAACGCCGAGGCCAUCACCGAGAUCCUCGACGCGCAGAGCGCCAGCGGACAGUCGAACCUGGACGUCGAAGCCAUCUUCACCAAUGUCGUGCUGCCGAACGUCGGCGCCGACGCACCGCCGUUCCUGCAGGGCAGAGGCUUCGUCUUCGCGUCGCAGUUCGCCUCGACGCUGCCGCAGGAGCUGGCGGUCCAGUUCCUCGAGGCGGCCGUGAAUGCCAUCGACUCGGACGCUGCCAGCCUGCCCGUCAAGAUCUCGGCGGUGCGCACCAUCAAGAACUUCUUCCGCCACCUGCCGUCGCGGACCGUGGCUCCCUUUGCUGGCCGGAUCGUGCGGCAGCUCGGGCCGCUGCUGACGCAGGCGUCCGAGGACACGCUCGUGCUCGUCGUCGAGACAAUCCAGAGCGUCGUCGUCGAGGACGAGGAGGCGGCGCACACGGCCGAGGGCCCGUUGCCGCCCAUCGUCGAGCCGCAGGUGAUUGGCUCCAUCGUGCAGGCUGCGCUCCAGAUCUGGGCGCCCAACGCGCGCGACGUGAUCCUGCUCAGCGUCGUCUCGGACCUGCUCGAGUCGCUGGCCGGGUCCAGGCAGCAAGGCGUCCCGGAUGUCGUUGUUCAGAGCAGCAUGCCGCUGCUCGCGGCGGCGAUCGGCUCCGGCAUCGAGCAGCAGGACAACGAACCCUCUGCGCUCGCCGAGACGGCCGUCGAGCUGGCCAAGAGCGUCCUCGACGGCGCCGAGUCCGCAGCGCUGCGCGGCGUCGUGGCGAUACUCUGCCCGAACCUGCUCAAGGUGCUCAAGGUCAGCGAGGACCGCGAUGUCCAGCAGAACGGCAUCGAGUGCCUUACGCUGCUGGUGCGCAAGUGCGGUCCGGAGCUGCUGGCCUGGCGUGAGCCGGCGGCCGCAUCGGCGCCGUCGGCCGUCGAGUCGAUCCUCGAGGUUGUCGCCCGCCAGCUUGCGCCGACCGACUCGUCCGAGUCCGGAGGGCUCGCCAUCGGCGACCUGGUGAUCGCGCUGCUGCGCAAGGCAGGCGACCAGAUCGGACCGGUGCUGCCCCAGCUGGUCGACGCCAUGGUGCGGCGCCUCGCGACGGCCCAGACGGGCACGUUUUGCCAGUCGCUCAUCGUCCCCAUUGCGUUCCUGAUGCAUCGCGACGAUGCGCAGGCCAAGCAGGUCAUGGACCUGCUCGAAGGGAUCGCCAUUGCGCCCUCGACCGGCGGCGGCGGCGGCGCCGACGAAGCCUCCUCUGCGGCAGCGAGCGGCAGCGGACUCGAGGUGCUGCUGCGCAAGUGGGUCGAGAACGCCGACACGUUGCAGGGCUUCUGGCAGCAGCGCAUCAGCGCGAUGGCGCUGUGCAAGGUGGUCGGGUCGGGCCGGCGGCUGCUGGGCGAGGUCGUGGUGCGGGGCGACCUGAUCCCGGACACGUCCAACGUUAUCCGUACGCGGUCGAGGGCCAAGACGAUGCCGCACCAGUACACGCAGGUGCCGCUGCUGGCCAAGAUGGUCAAGCUGCUCAUCAAGGACUGGACGCAGGCCACGCGCGGGCCGCCGGAUGCGUCGGCGGCGGGCGGUCUGGGCGAGGCGGCGGGUGCGCGUACGCCCGAGACGGACGACGAGGAUGGCGAGUGGGACGACGAUGACGCCGACGACAUCCACGGCGGCGCCGGGGCCGGGGCAAAGUCACGCAACAAGGAUCUCGCCUUCCUCUCCGACAUGCUCGGACCGGGUGGGCUCGAGGCCCUCAACGCCGAUGGUGGCGACGGCGACGACGACUUUUGGAGCCUCAACCCGUCGGAGCGCGAUCCGGACAUCCUCAACGAUGCCGUCUACUCGAUGGACUUCAAGGCUUUCCUCGAGGAGUUCUUCCUCGGCCUCUCCCAGAGCCGGGGCGAGGAUCUGCAGCGCGUCUACUCGCUCCUCAACGACGAGGAGCAGAAGUGGGUCAGGAUGGCCGUCGAGGCUGCUGGUCGUCGUCAGUGA